AUGACAGGUACAACAAUUACUGCAUUGUACUGUUGUUCUCUGUCUCUCUCUCUCUCUUGGCACAACAACAACAACGACGACGACAACGACAACGUGCACGCCUCACUCACUCUUCGCUUCACUCUUUGCUCUUCAUUCUUCACCAUCCCAAUCCAGCCCAAUCCAGCCCAACCCGACCCAGCCGACCCAACCAACCUUGAUACCAUAGCAUAG
Exserohilum turcica Et28A is the source of this 213-nucleotide messenger RNA. RefSeq lists its product as uncharacterized. Lineage: Eukaryota; Fungi; Ascomycota; Dothideomycetes; Pleosporales; Pleosporaceae. The record is from RefSeq and is a predicted model, not a curated record. The coding region runs from base 1 to 213 and encodes 70 amino acids. The transcript has a single exon.